AUGCUGGAUAAUACUGCGUGUCCUGCAGUAGCGUCAAGUGAGCCUGUGACCGAGUCCACGUCGAACGGAGAGAAAGUAGUAACGGAUGGGUCCCAGGCUGAAGCAGUCCCCGCCGGUGCAGAUUUGGAAGAUUCUGACCCCAGACUGCCCCAAAACUGGUCUCGUACGCGGAGGUGGUUCAUCAUAAUCGUCCUGUCCUUGAUGUCCUUGAUGGUUUCCAUGUCUCUCGUCAUCAACGCUCCUGCAAGCACGUCUAUCGAGAAGGAGUUCAACAAUUACGACAACUUUCUUUCAAUCUUCUACAUUACCGUUCCUAACUUGGGCCAAGUCGUGUCAGCCUUCUAUGUUGGCCCACUGUCCGAGCGUUUCGGACGUGUGCCUGUCUGUCACUUCUUCAAUGUCCUGUUUCUCAUCUUUACCAUGAUCGCAGGAUUCAGCAACAGCUUUAGCAUGAUCAUUGUCUUCAGAUUUUUAGGUGGCGCGUCCAUCGCCUCUAUUGGCCUGAAUCCCUCCAUCACGGGGGAUCUCUUCGCUAUCCACGAGCGUGGAUCCGCCAUGUCAAUAACAAGUCUGAUUCCCAUCCUUGGCAGUGCCGUUGGCCCCAUUGCUGGGGGAUAUAUCACGCAGUACCUCAACUGGCGCUGGACGUUCUGGAUAAUGGCUAUCCUCACGGCGGCUCUGAUGCCUGUCCUAGUCAUUGUUAUGAGAGAAUCGUAUGUCCCGGUAAUACGCCGAAAGGCACUCAAGAAAGCUAGCCUUAACAAGGAAAAAGUCAAGUCGCCACCAAAGUACUUCACAGGGUGGAACAUGACAACAGUCAAGACGCUUGCCCUGCUCGUGGUACGCCCCUUCAUCAUCUUAGGAAGUUCCCGCAUUGCAGUGCUUAUGGCGGUGUACGUUGGAGUCAUAUUCGGUUACCUCUCCCUUCUAGCUUCUACGAACGCCACCGUCUUCCAGGAAGUCUACGGAUUUUCCGAGAGUGAAUCCGGUCUUAUCUACAUUGCUACAACUAUCGGCACAAUUAGCGGAAUGGUCAUGUGCCGCUUCACCCUCGACUUUUUCUUAUUACGUGGCUUUUCUAUGAAGAAGCCAGACGAGAAUACUACGCCGCACCCUGAAAACCGACUGAUUCCCACCAUCCCUGCCAUGGUAGCCUUCCCUGCUGGCCUCCUGAUUUAUGGGUGGUCUCUAGAGAAGCAAUUCCACUGGAUCGUUCCCGCCCUGGCCACCGUGUUGUACGGGUUUUCUUUAUCGAGUAGCGUCACACCCAUCAUGAAUUACCUCGUCGAUAUCUUCGGCGAACGCUCGGCCUCCGCCGUCGCGGCUUGCCUUCCUCUGCGUUACAUAGGCGGGGCCUUCUUGCCAGUCGCUGCUCCAUAUUUGUACGAAAGACUUGGCUAUGGGUGGGCCAACACAUUAUUGGCAUUUAUACUAAUCGCCAUUGUACCCGUGAUAUUUUUGGCGAUUGUAAGACCACAUAGGGUAGGGGUCCCGGCGACGGCCGCGCGGUGA
This is a messenger RNA of Daldinia vernicosa, 1512 nucleotides long. Its product is annotated as MFS general substrate transporter. Bases 1 to 1512 code for a protein of 503 amino acids. Gene Ontology annotation, molecular function: transmembrane transporter activity. The transcript is spliced from 3 exons. Lineage: Eukaryota; Fungi; Ascomycota; Sordariomycetes; Xylariales; Hypoxylaceae. The record is from RefSeq and is a predicted model, not a curated record. Gene Ontology annotation, biological process: transmembrane transport.